AUGAGAACGCGACGCUCACUCCCCGAGCCCUUCCGCUUCCUCGACCUGCCUGCAGAACUUCGCAACUCCGUCUAUGAGUUCUUGACUGCCGAAUACGAGGGCUGCGUCCGGCGUUUCGCUCUAAGAAUUCAGUCAUCUUCGCUCGGUGCAAGUUCUACUCCUGCUCCAAUCUUUCCACUCGCACACGUGUGUCAAAAGUUGCGUAAAGAGUUCCUCUCACACCUCUUUGCCACGUUGGAAGUCGGUCUAGACUGGUUGGAUGUUGAGUACUUCUGUCACACGUGGAUGUCCACCCGCACGCCGAAGUCGAUCACCGUAUACAUCGACGAGACCAUCUGCAAUGAACCCUCUCUUUCGAAGCCAAGAUCCAAGGGUACUCCCUGGAACAAUUCAGAGAUCGCUGCUUACAGGGCGGGCGUUUUGCAAGGCAUGAUCCACGUGCCCCGAGUGCCCGGAGUGCUACAUCCAUCGCUCAAUGUCCUUCCGCUACUGAAGAUGCGACUCCGGCGUAAAGACUUCACCUGCCUGUUUACCCUGGACCCGAAGAUCGACUGGCACGCUGUGAAAGAGAAACAUAACAGCGAGGAUACCAUGACUGACGAGCGCGUCGCUACAGCCGUCGAGGACCUCGUGCAUUUCAUGGGCUUCGACAAUGACGCCUGGACACAGUGCAUGGGGAAAGAGCUAGAUGAGGUCUUGCUUCACUCAUGGGCGGUCUGGACAGAUCUACAAAUCGAGCUCGUAUUCAAGGAGCAACCAAGCGAAUUCAUGAUCCUGGGCAGCAAGACACGACGCUGUUAUUUGCCUGAUCUGCGGCGAGCGGGACUGCGAGAUUUCUACGCGACAACAGGCCUGACGUUCAACAUGAGCAUGGCGACUGCGUCUCCAAAGCCCGACUGGGAACAUGCUGGUCCAUGA
This is a messenger RNA of Alternaria arbusti, 918 nucleotides long. RefSeq lists its product as uncharacterized. Lineage: Eukaryota; Fungi; Ascomycota; Dothideomycetes; Pleosporales; Pleosporaceae. The coding region runs from base 1 to 918 and encodes 305 amino acids. The record is from RefSeq and is a predicted model, not a curated record. The transcript has 2 exons.